Messenger RNA from Penicillium odoratum, 1032 nucleotides. RefSeq lists its product as uncharacterized. Gene Ontology annotation, molecular function: dioxygenase activity. The transcript has 3 exons. The coding region runs from base 1 to 1032 and encodes 343 amino acids. The record is from RefSeq and is a predicted model, not a curated record. NCBI's taxonomy places the organism in Eukaryota, Fungi, Ascomycota, Eurotiomycetes, Eurotiales, Aspergillaceae.
AUGGCGCCCAUUGCUACCGUUGAUACUGACUACGAGGUCGUUGCGAAGUCUCUGCACACCAUCCACCUUGACAUUCUUAGGGCUGGAAAUGCUGCAGAGAGCAAGAAGCUACUGCGUGCUUGCCAGACUCAAGGCUUCUUCUACCUCGACUUGACCAGCGACGUGGAACUAUGCAAGCAGUGGGAAGACUUGUUGCUAGUGAUGAAGCGAUACUUCAAGCAACCAUUGGAGGUCAAAAUGCAAGACGCUAAGGGCAGCGACAACUACGGAUACGAACCUAUCGGCACCGAAGAAGGACCCAAACCCAAAACUAGAGACGGCUAUGAAUCGCUCAAGAUUUCCCGCCGGGAAUCUCUCAAAGGCACCAUGGACCUCACCACAUCUAUUUCAUCCCAGUCAGACCUGUUUUUCUCUUUCAUUCAAAGCGCCCACGCCAUCACCAUGUUGAUCCUCAAGCAAUUAUCACUGCAGCUUGGCCUCAGCGGCUCCUCCAGCUUCGAGUUCUACCAUGUGGACUCCAAGCCGUCCUUUUCCACCCUUGGCCUUUUGCGCUAUCCAAAGCAUGAAGAUGACGUACCUCAGACCAGUGUGGGCCACAACAAGCAUACUGAUGUAGGCUCUCUCACCUUCCUGCUCACCCAACAAUGGGGUCUCCAAUUCUUGUCUCCCCAGACCAACCACUGGGAGCUCCUAGAGCCUCGCCCCGGCCAUGCCAUUAUCAAUGUUGGUGACAGUUUGCACUUCCCAUCCAAGGGUGAGCUAGCCAGCGUUGUACACCGCGUCAUUCCUCUCCAGGACACGCAGAAUGAGGACCGGUACAGCAUUGCGUACUUCUUGCGCCUAAAUGACGAUGUCACAUUCAAUGACUCAACGGGUAAGACUUGGACGGCGCGCGAAUGGCACGAUUUUAAGUUCAAUGUUUUUAAGAGUCCGAGUACCUUAGAUUCUAAAGGGCAAUUUUUGACGGGUAUGAGAGAGGAGAAUGAUAGGAUGGUGGGUAAUAGAGCCCGCCAAGUCACGCCAACCCUGUGA